AUGGACGCCGGGUCCUCAAGUACGACUGAGCCUCUGAACAUCGUGAUCUGCCCGUGGCUAGCCUUCGGCCACCUGCUCCCGUACCUGGAGCUGGCCGAGCGCCUGGCGUCGCGCGGUCACCGCGUGUCCUUCGUCUCCACGCCGCGCAACCUCGCCCGCCUCCCGCCGCCGCGCAAGGAUGUCGACCUGGUGGCGAUCCCGCUGCCCCGCGUCGAGGGCCUUCCCGAGGGAGCCGAGUCCACCAAUGACGUCCCCGACGAGAAGCGGGAGCUCCACUGGGAGGCCUUCGACGGCCUCGCCGCGCCCUUCGCGGACUUCCUCGCCUCGGCGUGCGCCGACGCCAGCAAGAGGCCGCACUGGAUCAUCGCUGACUGCUUCCACCACUGGGCCUCCGCGGCCGCUGUCGCCCACGACGUGCCGUGCGCGAUACUCCUCCCCACCGCCACCAUGCUCGCCGCUGCUCCCCAUCAGCCACCAUCAGCCUCGGCCGCUGCCUCCGUACUCGAAGAGCAUGCCGCGGCUGAGGCUGCGCGCCUCGCCGUACCGUGCUACGAGCGGGAGGCUGUGUCAACGGCUUACGCCGACCAGUGCGCGUCGGGCAUGUCCGUCGCCGACCGCUGGUUCCUGGCUCUAGACAAGUGCAUGGUCCUGGCCAUCCGGAGCUGCGUCGAGUGGGAGCCCGAGACGUUCAAGCUGGUGGCGCCGCUCCUCGGAAAACCUGUGCUGCCACUCGGGCUCCUGCCGCCGUCGCCCGACGGAGGCCGGCGCCGCGCCCCCGGAUCAUCAGAGGACGACACCACCCUGCGAUGGCUGGAUGCGCAGCCGCCGGGCUCCGUGGUGUACGUGGCUCUGGGUAGCGAGGUGCCGCUGAGCGUGGAGCAGGUGCACGAGCUGGCACUCGGGCUGGAGCUCGCCGGGGUACGCUUCCUCUGGGCACUUCGAAAACCCACUAGCGCCACCGUCGUCCACGACGCCGACCCCCUCCCUUCAGGUUUCCAGGACCGCAGCACCGGGCUGGUGACCAUGGGGUGGGUUCCCCAGCUGAGCAUCCUGGCGCACGCCGCCGUGGGCGGGUUCCUGACGCACUGCGGCCGGAACUCGCUGAUCGAGGGGCUGCUAUUCGGGCACCCGCUCGUGAUGCUGCCCAUCUUCGGCGACCAAGGUCCGAACGCGCGCCAGAUGGAGGCGAAGAAGGCGGGGCUGCAGGUGGCGAGGGACGAGGACGACGGGUCGUUCGACCGCCACAGCGUCGCCGCCGCGGUCCGGGCCGUCAUGCUGGACGGAGAGGCCAGGGAGGGGUUCGUGGCGGGUGCACGGAGGAUGCAGGGGGUCGUGGCCGAUAAGGAACGCCAGGAGAGAUACGUCGAGGAAUUUGUAGAGCAACUCAGAGCUUACCUAUGAUCGAUGAUGGUGAUCUCAUCUCAAUUACAUGUGUGAAACUUCCUUCAUCGACUGAAAUCAUGUGUGUAUUUUCCUUCUACAUGGUGAACAACAUCCAUUCUCUUCCAAAGCACUUUGUUACGCUCUCUAGCCCCAGCAGUGUGGUUUAAUUAACUCUUUUCCCAACAGACCAGCUCAAGCAGCAGGGUCAAAUGGAAGAUUCACAAGCUAGAAAAGUAUUCACAACCACAAAAUUUCAGAAAGAGCCUUCCUCAUCAAACUAAGAGAGAGAAGGCAGUGAGAGCAUCAUCAGCCACAAGAGCGCAAAAUAAAGGAGCAGCAAGUAUCAGGUUAACAAACAACUCUGAGCUGCCUGUGAUGAGGAGGAUUUAGCUAUUUCCUAGAAGGGGUAAAGCUAUUUUUCUCUUAAGGUAAAAGGGCAAAGAUUAACAAGAGGAGAUUGGUAACUAAUACUCUGCUACUCAAAUCUCAAAUUCAGGGUAUUCAACUCUUAAAUCAAGGGCACUGAAAUUUAUCACAAUUAACAUGCUUGAAAUGUGGAGGCGAAUUCCAGCAACUUAAG
Messenger RNA from Lolium perenne, 1963 nucleotides. Its product is annotated as putative UDP-rhamnose:rhamnosyltransferase 1. The record is from RefSeq and is a predicted model, not a curated record. Gene Ontology annotation, molecular function: UDP-glucosyltransferase activity. Lineage: Eukaryota; Viridiplantae; Streptophyta; Magnoliopsida; Poales; Poaceae.